UUGACCUGUAAGUUCAACUCCAUAUCUUCCAAUUCCAAUUACGCCCGUUGGAAACUCGGAGAAUUCGGCCAAGUCAAGGGGCAAGGGAUGGUAAAUCCUCCCCCCACGGACCAUACGUUCGCCCACACCAUCUAAGGCAUAAUCCGAUCGAGCAUGAUAAUUUCCUUUCAGCAUUCCCGACGAUUCGCUCAACCCUUGUGCUAUCCGGGGAGCAUAUUCAUGCCUUGAGAGUUACUUCAGAUAAGCUACCGCCUCACAUAAGAGAUUCCAGGAGAUCUGGGAACAUCACGCAGAUAAGGCGUCAGAAAAGGCCUGGUUCUCGAAAAUCAUGCCUUCGUUACCGGGUUUUAUAACCCGUUACUUCAAAGACACACCAAAACCACCACCAAUCAGCACUGGAACCGCCGUCUUCUUGCUCGUAAUAUAUACUAUCAUCUAUGUGGUGCCAUUUUAUUUGUCGUCCAGGACGAGGCCGUCCAGUACCCUGUCGCGGGACGCGCCGUCAGUGAUCCGCGCGCGCAUCGCGUCCGUCUCGCUGACCUCUGUCGUCUGCUCUGCCAUCACUUUCGUGAUCUUGACGUCCCAAGGCCGGGUCACGACGGCCGAGGCCUUCCACGCGCUGGGGUACUGGCCGAUCGGCCUAGUGGAGACGGGGAAGUGUUUGCUUCUCACCGCUAUCCUCUUUGCCGGGCCGCUGUACGAAUACCUGGUCGUCGACGAGGGAUGGCGGGAAUGGUUGGCUCUCCGGCCUCUGUCGGUUCUCUUCGCCGAGUGGACCACAUGGCGUAACAUCGUCGCGGGCCCAUUCACGGAGGAAGUGCUCUUCCGCUCCGCCUCAGUACCCCUGAUGCUCGUCGCCAAAACUUCCGUGGCGACGACCAUCUUCCUCUCCCCUUUGGUCUUCGGACUCUCGCAUCUGCACCAUUUCUACGAGUUCCGCAUCACGUUACCCAACGUGCCGGUCUCGUUUCUCCUCGCGCGCUCCGUCAUGCAGCUAGGUUAUACAACGCUGUUCGGAGCGUACGCCACUUUUCUGUUUCUGCGUUCCGGGAGCUUGCUGGCUAUUUUCGCCGUGCACGCUUUCUGCAACUGCAUGGGUCUGCCGCGCAUCUGGGGCCGUGUGCUGCCAGAGGUCGUCGUUGACGAGAGAGGGAACUCGUACCGGCCUUCUGUACUGUGGACUGCGGUCUAUUACGUGGUGCUUGUCGCGGGUGCAGUUGGUUGGUACAUGAACUUGGGCUUGCUGACGGAGAGCUCUAAUGCGUUGGUCUCUAUGAAGGUAUGAUGAAUAUGAUCAUGAAUUGACUAGUCACGAUGAACGAAUACUUGAAUAUAAACUUAAUUCUAUAAAACGAACACA
This is a messenger RNA of Annulohypoxylon truncatum, 1360 nucleotides long. RefSeq lists its product as uncharacterized. The record is from RefSeq and is a predicted model, not a curated record. The transcript is spliced from 5 exons. Lineage: Eukaryota; Fungi; Ascomycota; Sordariomycetes; Xylariales; Hypoxylaceae. Gene Ontology annotation, biological process: CAAX-box protein processing. Gene Ontology annotation, molecular function: metalloendopeptidase activity. Bases 329 to 1285 code for a protein of 318 amino acids. Gene Ontology annotation, cellular component: endoplasmic reticulum membrane.